CUUAUGACUAUUUCUUAACCGUCCCCUACUGUUCAAUAACACUGUCUAAAGGGAACACUUGGGUGUGCAAGGUUACCACCAACACUAUAAAUGCACUAACAAUUCCCUAUCUUUAUUACUUGCUCAGCUAGAACACAACCAUGAACUCCUUGACCGCUGUAAUCCUCUUGGUAGCCGUUGCCGCCGCCAACGCUAGUGGCAUUCUGGGCCAUCAUGGUGUCGUUAUCGGCCAUGACAUCCAUGGUGUUCCCGGAACCGUCACCGGUUUGGGAGCUCCUGCUGUCCUCUCAGGGCCCGCAGGAACUGUAGUCAGAGGCGGAGUUGCACCUGCUCCUGCUGUGGUUGCAGGACACGGAGUUGGUGUUGUUGGUCAUGCUGGUGUUAUUGGCCAUGCUGGUCUUAUUGGUCAUGCUGGUAUUAUUGGCCCUGCUGGUAUUGUCGCCGGACAUGGUCUUUUGGGACAUGGGUUGAUUGCGCCAGGUUCUGGAUUGGAAGGACAAUGGAUCCCGGAUAUCAACGAGAAACUGUACGAUGAUGGAUCUUACAAACCACAUAUCUAUGGUCAUUAGACUCUAGUGUGGGUCUAGUUUUAGGGACGUGCCAUCCCAUGUGUUCAUUUCUUUCUUUUACACUAAUUCUUCUCUCCUCCUGUGUCUUGUGUUUUUUUUCCGAAUAAAAAAAAUUAAAUUUGUA
Tribolium madens (black flour beetle) is the source of this 693-nucleotide messenger RNA. Its product is annotated as collagen alpha-1(X) chain-like. Lineage: Eukaryota; Metazoa; Arthropoda; Insecta; Coleoptera; Tenebrionidae. The transcript is spliced from 2 exons. Bases 141 to 569 code for a protein of 142 amino acids. The record is from RefSeq and is a predicted model, not a curated record.